AUGGCCAACAAGCUCCUGGGCUUCGUCCAGCGAAUGAGGGGGAAGAAGGUGGCGUCGGCGGCGAAGGAGGACGACUCGGACGCCGCCUUCCACGGGAAGGUGGUCAGCAUCGGGCUCGUAAAGAGCAAGUACCUGCAGGGCUCCCCACUCCCUUGCACGAACCCCUCGUCCGACUGGAACGCAGCAUCGCAGGGUGGCACAUCGAAGGACACGCCGCUCACGUGGCAAGCCGCCAUCCGCAUCGCCCGCGAAGAGGAGGAGCGCCGCGGGCGGGCGCGCAAGGCCGCCGGUCCUGCCGGCGACGGCGGCGUGGCCGGGAGCACGCGGGCUGCUCGAUCGCUCUUCUGCCUCUCCCUGCAAAACCCCGUGCGCAGGGCGUGCAUCAGCAUCGUGGAGUGGCGGCCGUUCGACGUUCUCAUUCUGCUCACCAUCUUCAGCAACUGCGUGGCGCUCGCCGUGUACGUGCCCUUCCCGGACGAUGACACGAGCUCGACAAACCUGAGCCUGGAGAAGUUGGAGUUUGUCUUCCUGAUCAUCUUCACGGUGGAGGCCGUGUUGAAGGUGGUGGCCGAUGGCCUGGUGUUUCACCCGAAAGCGUAUCUGCGAAACUGCUGGAACCUCCUGGACUUUGUCAUUGUGCUUGUCGGGCUGUUCAGCGCCGUGCUGGAGCAGGUGUCGCGUGCCGGGGUGGUGCCGGGCUCGCACGCCGGGAAGAGCGGCGGCUUCGAUGUGAAGGCGCUGCGAGCGUUCCGUGUGCUGCGCCCCCUGCGUCUCGUGUCCGGCGUGCCCAGCCUCCAGGUGGUGCUCAACUCCAUCAUCAAGGCCAUGGUGCCGCUGCUGCACAUCGGCCUCCUCGUGCUCUUCUUCAUCAUCAUCUACGCCAUCAUCGGCCUGGAGCUCUUCAUGGGCAAGAUGCACAAGACGUGCUACUACACGGGCACAGGGAUGCUGGCCGACGACGAGGAGGUCGUGGCGCCCUGCGCGUUCGCCGGCAGCGGACGGCAGUGCGCGCGGAACGGCACCGAGUGCCGGUCGGACUGGGCGGGCCCCAACGACGGGGUCACCAACUUCGACAGCUUUGGCUUCGCCAUGCUCACCGUGUUCCAGUGCAUCACGCUCGAGGGCUGGACCGACGUGCUCUACUGGGUGAACGACGCGGUGGGCAACGAUUGGCCGUGGAUUUACUUCGUGAACCUCAUCAUCGUGGGGUCGUUCUUCGUACUGAAUCUGGUGCUGGGGGUGCUGAGCGGCGAGUUCUCCAAGGAGCGCGAGAAGGCGAAGGCACGCGGCGACUUCCAGAAACUCCGCGAGAAGCAGAAACUGGAUGGCGACCUGCGCGGUUACCUGGACUGGAUCCGGCAAGCGGAGGACAUCGAGAUGGAGCGAGACGGCGCCUCGAGCGGAAGCAAGUGUUCGAGCGAAGCCUCGGUCCAUUCGGACACCGCCGGGAGCUCCGGAGAGAGGGCGCCCCUGUGGGUCCGCCUCGGGGACGUCAUUUUGAAGUCGCAAAUCAGCCGCUGGUGGCGCCGGUGUAACCGGCUGGGCCGCCGCCGAUGCCGUGCGGUGGUGAGGUCGCCGUCCUUCUUCUGGCUCGUCAUCGUCCUCGUGUUCAUCAACACGCUCUCCAUCGCCUCCGAGCAUCACCAGCAGGCCGCCGCUGAGUCACUGCAGGCAGCCACGUGCAACAGCAGCAGCAGCAGCUACGCUGUUUUUAGAAUCCAUCCAUCCCUCGUGGCGAUGAGGCCUUUCCGUCCGUAUGUCUGUACGUACAUCAGUCCAUCUGAACGUCCCUCCGUCUGUACCUACGUCCGUCCGUUCAUACGUCAAUCUGCACGUCCGUCCGUCUGUCCGUCUGUCCACCUGUACGUGCGUCCGUACAUACGUCCGUCCGCCCGUCUGUCUGUCCCUCUGUCCGUGCGUCUCCGCACGCGCGCAGACCUGGCGAACAAGGUGCUGCUCACGCUCUUCUCGCUGGAGAUGCUCGUGAAGAUGUACGGCCUGGGCCUGCACGUCUACUUCACGUCGCUCUUCAACCGCUUCGACUGCUUCGUGGUGUGCGGCGGCAUCACGGAGGCCGUGCUCGUCGGCCAGGGCCUCGUCACGCCACUCGGCGUCUCCGUGCUGCGCUGCGUGCGUCUGCUGCGCAUCUUCAAGGUCACCAGGUACUGGAACGCCCUCAGCAACCUCGUGGUGUCGCUGCUCAACUCGAUGCGCUCCAUCGCCUCGCUGCUGCUGCUCCUCUUCCUCUUCAUCAUCAUCUUCUCGCUGCUCGGCAUGCAGCUGUUCGGGGGAAAGUUCAACUUCGACUCGACGCAACUCCACCGCAGCUCCUUCGACUCGUUCCCCAUCGCGCUGCUCACCGUCUUCCAGAUCCUCACUGGGGAAGACUGGAACACGGUGAUGUACAACGGGAUCCGCGCCUACGGGGGCCCCUCCUUCCCCGGCAUCCUCGUCUGCGUGUUCUUCAUCAUCCUCUUCAUCUGCGGGAACUACAUCCUGCUCAACGUGUUCCUGGCCAUCGCCGUGGACAACCUGGCGGACGCCGAGAGCCUCACGUCGGCUCAGAAGGAGGCCGAGGAGGAGCGGGAGAGGAAGAAGACGGCGAGGGCGGCGAACGCGGAGAAGCCGAAGAAUGAGCUCGCGGACACGGCGGAGGCGGAGACACAGGGCGGUGCGCUGGAUGCUGCAGCUAAGGCUGCUGGAGCGAGAGUGGAUCCCAGAGGACACGAGCGGGGAUCCUCACAUCCUGAUACGCGCCCCCCAGGCAACGGGACGGGCGACAGCGACGGCGGCGGCGGCGGCGACGGCGGCGGCGACGGCGUGGCGGGGGAAGAGGGGUCGUCUUCGCGACCGCGACCCCGCCGUCUGUCCGAACUCCGCCUGCCCGAGAGGCGGCAGAGCGUGCCGCGCAGCUCCUCCUUCUUCGUCUUCGGCAGCGCCAACCCCGUCCGCGUGUUCUGUUUUCGGGUCGUGAACCGCUUGACCUUCGCCAACUUCAUCCUGGCCGUCAUCAUCCUGAGCAGCCUCGCGCUGGGUGCCGAGGAUCCCAUCCAGCCACACUCGCUGCGCAACCAGAUCCUGGGAUACGCCGAUUACCUCUUCACCGGCAUCUUCACGCUGGAGAUCCUCAUGAAGCUCACAGCGUACGGAGCGUUUCUGCACAAGGGCUCCUUCUGUCGGAGCUGCUUCAACUUGCUGGACUUGCUGGUGGUGGGGGUCUCCCUCCUGUCCUUCGGCAUGCAGUCGAGCACCAUCUCCGUGGUGAAGGUCCUGCGCGUGCUGCGCGUGCUGCGUCCACUCCGCGCCAUCAACCGCGCCAAGGGCCUCAAGCACGUGGUGCAGUGCGUGUUCGUGGCGUUGCGAACCAUCGGGAACAUCCUCCUGGUCACCACGCUGCUCCAGUUCAUCUUCGCGUGCGUCGGCGUGCAGCUCUUCAAGGGGAAGCUGUUCAGCUGCACCGAUCAAUCAAAGCACACCCCAAGCGAGUGCAGGGGCUACUUCGUCGUCGUGCGGGAGCACGCGCCUCCCGUGGCCGUGAGGCGCGAGUGGCAGAACAGCGAGUACAACUUCGACGACGUCCUCUCGGGCAUGCUCACCCUCUUCACCGUGUCCACCUUCGAGGGCUGGCCCGGGCUGCUGUACAAGGCCAUCGACUCUCGGGGAGAGGACUUGGGCCCGGCCCACAACCACCGCCUGGCCGUGUCCAUCUUCUUCAUCGUCUACAUCAUCAUCAUCGCCUUCUUCAUGAUGAACAUCUUCGUGGGCUUCGUCAUCAUCACGUUCCAGGCGCAGGGCGAGCAGGAAUUCGAGAACUGCGAGCUGGACAAGAACCAGCGCAAGUGCGUGGAGUACGCGCUGAAGGCCCGCCCGCUCAAGAGGCAGAUGCCCGCAGGAGCCAGGCAGCGGUGGGUGUGGAGCGUCGUCACCUCCACGCCCUUCGAGUACCUCAUGUUCGUCCUCAUCCUCCUCAACACGCUGUGCCUCGCCUCGCAGCACCACGGACAGAGCAAGGGAUUCAGCCGCUUCAUGGACAUUUGCAACGUGAUCUUCACCGUGCUGUUCGCUCUCGAGAUGCUGCUCAAGCUCAUCGCCUUCCAGCUGAGGGGCUACUUCAGCGACCAGUGGAACACGUUCGACUUCCUCAUCGUCGUGGGCAGCGUCAUCGACGUCGUCGUCAACGAGCAGGAGGACACGGAGGAGCGCCACCGCUUCUCCAUCACGUUCUUCCGCCUCUUCCGGGUGCUGCGCCUCGUCAAGCUGCUGAGCCGCGGGGAGGGAAUCCGCACGCUGCUCUGGACCUUCCUCAAGUCGUUCCAGGCGCUUCCUUACGUCUCACUCCUCAUCGCGAUGCUCUUCUUCAUUUACGCCGUCAUCGGCAUGCAGCUCUUCGGCAGGAUCGCGCUGCAAGACGGAACGCACAUCAACAGGAACAACCACUUCCAGACGUUCCUGCAGUCCAUCCUCCUCCUCUUCAGGUGUGCCACGGGCGAGGCGUGGCAGGAGAUCAUGCUCGCCUGCAUGCCCGGCCAGCGCUGCCACCCGGGGCUCGGCCUCCCACGCCACGAAGCCUACUCCUGCGGCUCCUCCUUCUCCGUCCUCUACUUCGUCAGCUUCUUCAUGCUCUGCGCUUUCCUGAUCAUCAACCUGUUCGUGGCGGUGAUCAUGGACAACUUUGACUAUCUGACGAGGGACUGGUCCAUCCUGGGGCCUCACCACCUGGACGAGUUCAAGCGGUGCUGGGCCGAGUACGACCCCGAGGCCACGGGUCGCAUCAAGCACGUGGACCUGGUGAUGCUGCUGCGUCACAUCCAACCCCCGCUGGGAUUCGGGAAACUCUGUCCCCAACGUGUUGCCUGCAAGAGGCUCGUGAUGAUGAACAUGCCCCUGGGCGGUGACGGCACCGUCAGGUUCAACGCGACGCUGUUCGCGCUCGUUCGGACCUCGCUAAAAAUCAAGACGGAGGGCAACGUGGACCAGGCCAACGAGGAGAUGAGGGCCAUCGUGAAGAAGCUCUGGAAGAGAACCAACGUGGCGCUGCUGGACCAGGUCGUGCCGCCUGCCGGAGAUGACGAGGUGACGGUGGGCAUGUUCUACGCCUCCUUCCUCAUCCAGGACUACUUCCGAAAGUUCAGGCAGCGCAAGGAGCAGGGGACCUUCAGCAACGCCGUCAUGCUGCGCGCCGGGCUGAGGAGUCGUCAGGAGUUGACCCCCACGGUGAAGCGAGCCAUUUCAGGGACGAUCCCGGGAGAAGAUGACCAAGACAGCGCGGACGAGGAGAUGGAGGAGGUUGGGGAUGAGGAGGAGAAAGGCCAGGCUCUAACGAGGGUCACGAGCGACGGGGAUCCGGUGGCGCGCCGGUCUGGCGAGUCCGUGCCUCCAGCCCAGCGGAGGCCGCUGCUGCUGCCGCCGCCGCCACCGGUGGCGCGGGGCCGGGCACCGCGAGACGUGGCGGUGCGCUCGCUGCCUCGCGACGCCGUCCUUCCACGCGGCCCUCGCAGGUCCCGGGCCCGGCGACCCGGGGCCGCCGCCGACGCCACGGUCGCGACCGUGGGUGGCGGCGGUGCCCCCGGCGAAGCCACCGCGCGCGCCGCCGCCGGCGGAGAGAUCCGCGGGGCGGCAGGGACGCGAGCGGGAGCGGUGCCGCCGAGCGACGGAGACGAAGCGGAGAUGACGUACCACCCCACCUGGUCGCUCCGGGUCGCGGCGGCACCGGGCGACCCGUGUCCUGGUCACGUGUAAGGGUGAUGAGUCAGCUGAUGAGUCGAGUUACUUGUGACGUUAUAGGUGUGUGUGUGUUUAACUUCCUUCGCGCCGUACGUAGUCGACCGCGCUAAUCGGAGGUGCGGGGG
Petromyzon marinus (sea lamprey) is the source of this 5849-nucleotide messenger RNA. The record is from RefSeq and is a predicted model, not a curated record. NCBI's taxonomy places the organism in Eukaryota, Metazoa, Chordata, Hyperoartia, Petromyzontiformes, Petromyzontidae.